AUGGAGCCGCCCCUCGGACGCCCCGCCGGCCUGGGCCCCGUGGACGCGCCCCCGCCUCGGCUGACUAAAUACAUUGUGCUGCUGUGUUUCUCGAAGUUUCUAAAAGCCCUGGGCCUCUUCGAAUCCUACGAUCUCCUCAAAAUAGUUCACAUCGUGCAGUUUGUCUUCAUCCUGAAACUCGGGUCUGCCUUUUUCAUGGUUUUGUUUCAAAAGCCAUUUUCUUCUGGAAAAACGAUAACCAGGCACCAGUGGAUCAAGAUCGUUAAACAUGCCAUCGCCGGUUGUGUGAUCACGCUUCUCUGGUUUUUUGGCCUCACCCUUUGUGGACCACUGAGGACCCUGUUGCUGUUCGAGCACAGCGAUAUCGUCGUCGUCUCGUUCCUCAGUGUUUGGUUCACUGGCUCCGGAGGAGGACCGACAAAGACGAGAGGCGCCGCUUUCUUCAUCAUCGCUGUCAUCUGCUUGUUGCUGUUCGAUAACGACGACCUUAUGGCGAAGAUUGCGGAGCACCCCGAAGGGCACCACGACAGCGCCCUAACUCACCUUCUCUACACGGUCAUCGCUUUCCUGGGCGUUGCAGACCACAAGGGCGGAGUCCUGCUGCUCGUGCUGGCCCUGGGUCUCAAGGUGGGCUUCCACGCGGCCUCCCGGAAGCUCUCCAUCGACGUCGGAGGAGCCAAGCGCCUCCAGGCCUUGUCCCACCUGGUUUCCACGCUCCUCCUCUGCCCCUGGGUCAUCGUCCUUUCAGCCACCACCGAGAGCAAAGUGGAAUGGUGGCCGUCGCUCGCCAUGCCCUUCGCCACGGCCAUCUUCUCGGUGGUGAUCCUGGAUUUCUACGUGGACUCCCUGUGCUCGGUCAAAAUGGAGGCGUCCAGAUGCGCCCGCUACGGGGCCUUCCUGGUGGUCCUCAGCGCCCUGCUCUUCGGGAACUUCUGGACCCACCCCAUCACCGACCGGCUCCGGGCGAUGAACAAGCCGGCCCACCGGGCCAGCACGGAGCACGUGCUGUCCGGAGGGGUGGUCGUCAGCGCCGUCUUCUUCAUGCUGGCGGCCAACAUCCUCUCCUCCCCGGCCAAGAAGGGGCAGAAGGGCACCCUGGUGGGCUACUCCCCCGAAGGGACGCCGCUCUACAGCUUCAUGGGGGACGCCCUGCAGCACGGCUCCCACUCCGUCCCCCGCUUCAUCAAGGAGUCCCUGAAGCAGAUCCUGGAGGAGAGCGACUCCAGGCAGAUCUUCUACUUCCUCUGCCUCAACCUGGUUUUCACCUUCGUGGAGCUCUUCUACGGGGUCCUGACCAAUAGCCUGGGCCUCAUCUCGGACGGCUUCCACAUGCUCUUCGACUGCUCGGCGCUGGUCAUGGGACUUUUCGCGGCCCUGAUGAGCCGGUGGAAAGCUACGCGCAUUUUCUCCUAUGGGUAUGGCCGAAUCGAAAUCCUCUCUGGUUUCAUUAACGGCCUUUUUCUAAUGGUGAUCGCAUUUUUUGUGUUCGUGGAAUCAGUGGCCAGAUUGAUCGACCCUCCGGAAUUGGACACCCACAUGUUAACCCCAGUGUCGGUUGGCGGAUUGGUAGUAAACCUUGUUGGUAUCUGUGCCUUUAGCCACGCCCACGCCCACGUCCACGGGGCCUCUCAAGGAGGCUGUCACGGCCACGAUCACAGCCACCCCCACCACGGACACGGAUACGGCCUCAGCCACUCCCACGGCGAUCACGGGCACAGCCACGGCCAUGCCCAUGGGGCCACGGGAGGCAUGAAUGCCAACAUGAGGGGCGUGUUCCUGCACGUGCUGGCCGACACGCUGGGCAGCGUCGGGGUCAUCGUGUCCACCGUCCUCAUCGAGCAGUUCGGCUGGUUCAUCGCCGACCCGCUGUGCUCCCUCUUCAUCGCCGGGCUGAUCUUCCUCAGCGUCAUCCCGCUCAUUAAGGACGCCUGCCAAGUGCUCCUCCUGCGCCUGCCCCCCGAGCAGGAGAAGGAGCUGAACGGCGCCCUGGCCAAGAUUCGGACCAUCGAAGGCCUGCUAUCCUACCGGGACCCCCACUUCUGGCGCCACUCGGCCAGCGUGGUGGCCGGCACCAUCCACGUGCAGGUGAUGGCGGACGUGACGGAGCAGAGGAUCGUCCAGCAGGUCAGCGGAGUCCUCAAAGACGCCGGAGUGAGCAAUUUGACCAUCCAGGUGGAAAAGGAGGCCUAUUUCCAACACAUGUCCGGCCUGAGUACGGGAUUUCACGACGUCCUGGCGAUGACGAAGCAGAUGGAAUCCCUGAAAUACUACAGAGACGGCACGUACAUCAUGUGAGGUGGGACGCCAUCCCCUCAGGGGGUCCGACGGGUGACGACCCCGACUCUGAACUCAGAGUAUCGUCCGGAGAGGAGACUCGCACCAGAGUGGACGGAAACAACGGACUCGGUUUGAAUUUUUUUUUUUUAAAAGGGGAAAAAAAAGCUCAAUCCCAUCAGAUCAGGGCGCUAUUUUUCUAAAGGAAAAUGGAAAACGGACCAGAACACCGAAUGCGUGGAAAGAAUGACCGCUUGAAUUACUGUACUUGGAGAUGAUUAAAAAAAAAAGGAAUCUUGCUCUAUGUGUGGGGGUGAGCACAAUGAAUUCAGAUCUCCCUGGGGCCGGGAUGAAAGAAAAAACAUCUCAUUAAACUGAGAGGGGAAAGCCCGAUCUGAGGAGGAGAUUCUCCUGUCGCGAACGGGUAGUUCCACAUCUCUCGCAAAGAGACAGAUUCCAGUUUUUCGGCUGUCUGAGGACCUGUCAAUGAGAAUGAAAAGUUCUAUAUUUAUGAAUUUUCUGUACGUAAAACAGGUUUCUAAUAUACUUUUACUACGCUUAAAGUUUGCGUGACCAUGAAGGAUUUUGACAUUUGGAUCCGGGGGCCGGGGGGAAGAGCCUAACUUGGAGAAAUCUCGGGGAGCGGGGGGGUGGGCAUGGAGGGACGCAAGCCGUGAGGAUGGGAAAAUGGGCCCAGGGCGGAAUCUGCACUCCGCCGGUUGUCAACCACUACGAUCAAUAAACAUUUUUAUACUUUU
This is a messenger RNA of Tachyglossus aculeatus (Australian echidna), 3032 nucleotides long. RefSeq names its product solute carrier family 30 member 5 (gene SLC30A5). Gene Ontology annotation, biological process: intracellular zinc ion homeostasis; transmembrane transport; zinc ion transport. The record is from RefSeq and is a predicted model, not a curated record. Gene Ontology annotation, cellular component: Golgi apparatus; membrane. Gene Ontology annotation, molecular function: zinc ion transmembrane transporter activity. Lineage: Eukaryota; Metazoa; Chordata; Mammalia; Monotremata; Tachyglossidae. Bases 1 to 2295 code for a protein of 764 amino acids. The transcript has 16 exons.